AUAUAAAUUAAAAAAGGGAACUGGUUUCUUUUAGUCUAAACUCUCUUCAAAUAGAAACUAUUUACUUCACAGCGAGCAACAUUAAAAAAAAUAUUGCAGCGUGUGGGCUCCCAUGGAAUGAGUGGAUCUUGCCUUUACUUGAUUAAUGUACUCUAGGUCAAACAGACUGUGUUGCACGUGUCUCAUUAAAAGACUUAAGAUUCAACCAGUUUUACGAUCAGUGAUGGAAGAGGAUAUAGAGAGCCCUGCGGCUGGGAAGACUGAGGAGCAGUCAGGUAGUGUACUUCUCACCUACUUCCAAGGAGACAUCAGCAGCAUGGUUGAUGAACAUUUCUCCCGUGCUCUGAGUAACACAACUAAACCCAAAGGAGAAUGCUCCAAAAGCAAAAGGAACUGCAAAUCUGCUCAAACAAGCAGAAUUGGGUCGAGCCAAUGGGAAGCACAGUCACACACAGGGAUUCCGUCCAUGUCUCCUCCAGAAAGGCUCCAGUUAAGAACAAGCAAUGGACCUCAAUCGAACACUCAUCUGUCACUGAAUCACUCUGCAAACAGUGGAAUUCUCUGGUCAGGGGGUUCUAGACAGGGUAUGAGUCUUGCUCUGCCCCCCAUGGUAUACCCCUCGGCUGUAUCCACUGAUGGUUUGAUGGUGGCAGAACACCAGUAUUCUCAUUCUCUUUUAAACCUGCUAAACAAUGAUCACCCGACCUUGGCACAGUGGUGGCCCCCUCCAAACAAUAACUAAUUCUGGAUGGACAAAGUAUCCUGGAUUUAAUCCACAAUACUAUGUUAACAUACAUUUGAGUCAUUUUAUAGACACUUUUUAUCCUGAAUAGUUCCCUAUUAGGAGUACAGGUGAAAGAGAAGAAGGAUUUUUAUUGGUGCUAAUGGAACAUUAACUGAGAUUUAAUGGCAAGAAUCAAAAAGUCUCUAGUCUCUUUCGUUUUACUGACCAAGUGAACAAAGGACUUUGCAAUGCUUCACCUUAAGGCUUCUGUAUCUCCAACCUGUUCAGAAAUGUGCUUCUUAUUUUCCUCGGAAUAGAAGAAUUUGCACAAGAAUUUGGCCUCGGGCUGUUUGGCUAAAUACAUUUUACACACACAGAAACACACACACAUACAGAUUAUUCUGUAUUUCUUUCAUAUGCUUAACCGAAAGGACAGAGUUCAUUUGAGCAUCUAGAUUUAUUUCUUUUUCCUUCUGAACACAUGGAGAUUUUUAGAAGAAUAUCUCAGCUCUAUUGGUCCUCACAAUGCAAGUGAAUGAGUACCAAUCUCUACAUUCACUUUUACAUUCUUCUUCAUUUGUUUUUGGAAAGAGGGUGAAUUUGUAGUAAAAAAGGACUUAAAUGCUGAUCUGUUUCCCACCCACACUUAUCAUAUUGCUUCGGAAGAUAAAGGUCUAACCACUGGAGUCUAAUGGAUUACAUUUAAUUCUGUUUUUAUGUGAUUUUUGUAGCUUCAAUUUGUUGGUACCCAUUCACUUGCAUUGUAUGGACCUACAGAGCUGAAAUAUUCUUCUAAAAAAUGUUGUUUGUGUUAAACAGAAGAAAGAAAGUUAUUCACAUCUGGGAUGGCAUGAGGGUGAGUAAAUGAGAGAAUUUUCAUUUUUGGGUGAACUAUAACUUAAAUAUGAUUCUUGGAAUGCAUGGCAUUUAAGCUAUUGAAGAUGUCAACACUGUAGCUAAGUGGAUGAAAACAACAUUGCACUGCAUCUAACUGUAAAAAUUAUAUUAAUAAA
Xyrauchen texanus (razorback sucker) is the source of this 1737-nucleotide messenger RNA. It is a transcript of the gene vgll1l, whose product is annotated as vestigial like family member 1. Gene Ontology annotation, cellular component: nucleus. The record is from RefSeq and is a predicted model, not a curated record. The transcript has 3 exons. Gene Ontology annotation, biological process: regulation of transcription by RNA polymerase II. The coding region runs from base 146 to 742 and encodes 198 amino acids. Lineage: Eukaryota; Metazoa; Chordata; Actinopteri; Cypriniformes; Catostomidae.